AUGUCUUCGUUUAUGGGGCCUCAUAUGACCCUGCCCCACACAGCUGCCCAAGGUGCAUUAGAGACUGCAGCACUCCUGGUGGACAAGCAUCUAGUUGCUGAUUCCAAUUAUCUUGAUCUCUCUGAACUACUUAAAGUUCCUUCACACUCCCAGCCCAGUACAAGUGGUCAGCAAGACUUUGAUUAUCCCCAGUUAGCUGACCCAAGACUUGAACUAGGCUCUGUACCGGAACUUACCAACUUAAAAAAGGUACCUCUGCCCCCAGAGCUGGUUGAGCAGUAUGGACACAUGCAGUGCAAUUGUCGUAUGGGCUUGUUCCCAGAGAUCAGCAGAGCAUGGUUGACCAUUGACAGUGACAUUUUUGUAUGGAAUUAUGAGGAUGGGCAAGACCUUGCUUACUUUGAUGGCCUCAAUGAGACUAUACUCUCUGCAGGACUGGUCAAACCAAAACCUGGUAUAUUUCAGCCCCAUAUUCUCUACCUUUUAUGCCUGUGUACCCCUGUGGAUAUAGUGUUACUGGGAGUGAGCUUCACAAAACCCUUUGAAUCAAAGACAGCAGAUCCUGGAAAUGGUGAGAUGCAUCUUCUCCCCGACCCCUUAUUCUCCAUCCCAACAGACAACACGCAUAUCGUCAGUAUACAGGGCGCUGCUUCAGGACGUAUAUUCAUGGCGGGGAAAGAUGGCUGUCUCUAUGAGUUGUACUAUCAAGCAGAUGAUGGUUGGUUCAGUAAGAAGUGCCGUAAAAUCAACCAUUCAAAGGGAGCAUUGUCUUACAUUAUACCACAGUUCCUCAAUUUCUCUUUUUCUGAUGAGGAUCCUGUUGUACAGAUUAGUGUGGAUAACUCAAGGAACAUUCUUUAUACAAGAUCAGAAAAAGGCACAAUUAUGCUUUAUGACCUUGGUGCUGAUGGCAAGGGGAUGAACAGAGUAGCUGGUCUUGCCCAGAAUUCAAUCAGCCAUCUUGCUGCACUGACUGCACGUACAGAUAGAUCUAACUUUAAACAGAUUGUACAUAUUGCUGCACUGUCUCAGUCUGAGUCUAGAAAUAUUCAUCUUGUUGCAGUCACUCAAACAGGUGUUCGUCUAUAUUUUACAACCAAUCCAUUUGGUCAAGGUAACAAUCGGCCAUACAUGCUCCAAAUGGUGCAUGUUCGCCAUCCUCCAGGAUUCUCUGCUAGUGGCGCCCCCAUGAGACCAAGCAAUGUGCACAUGGCGCAUUAUGAUAGAGGUAUGUUGGUCCUUGCAUGUGCACAGAAUGAAGAAGGCAAUGUGAGGGAUGUAGUAUGGGGCAUCAGUGCAGACUCUUUCCCAUUUCAACAACAACUUAUGGAAACUAGUACAACCUUACCAAUAGAGAGCCACACAUGGGCUGUUACAGAGUCUGUAAUACCCCAGGUACAUGAGAGACUUGAUCCUGGACAGAGCCCUAGUCCUAAGGCAGAGCCACCUUUAGUUGUUACUCAACAUAUGGAAACUAUGAGGAGAAUUGUCUUACUCAGCUCACAAGGAAGUCAUCUUGUUACAAAGUUGCGUCCUGUAGACCAAUUACGUGAGAUUCUCAUCAAGAGUCGAGGACCUGACACAGAGGAGGUUCGGGCCUUCUUUCAGCUACAUAAGGAGGCCCAGGCUUGUGCCACAUGUCUUAUCCUUGCAUGCUCCAAGGCAGCAGUUGACCAGGAGAUUGCAGAAUGGGCAACAAGGGCUUUCUUCCUUUAUGGUGGGGAACCCAUAUACAACAUGGGAACUUCAGGACCCAUGCAGGCCAGCACUUUAGGCCCAGCUGGACUACAUAAUACAACCUUUGGUGCCACGCCCCACCCUGGGCACAUGCCCCAUGGUGGCAAAGUCUAUAGCCCCUCAGUGUCUACAUUUGCAACACCUGGACCAGGUGUGCCAAAUCAGAUGUCUACCCCAAACCCCAACUAUCUGCCCCCUCAACAACAGCAGCAGCAACAGCAACAACAGAACCAAACAUUCCCUCCCAAUGUUAACCUGUUUGGUCAAGAAGUCACCUACUCAGGCAAACACAAUGGAAUAUGUCAAUACCUUGCACGUAUAUUAAGGCCAAUUUGGGAACAUAAAAUUGUGCAAGAUUUUUCUGUCACAAAGCCGAGUGAGCAAUACACAGUGGUUGGUAGUACUCUCUCCGGGGAGGAGGUCAGCUGGUUCCUGGAGCAGUUGAUUGGUCUCAAAGACUUCAUACAGCUCAACUCUAAAUUCUCAUCACCCCUUGCAAUAGACAGCCUGUCCAUGUCAUAUUCUAGCACCACCCUACAGAGAAGUAUGCUAUCAGGGAGGGCAGACCAACAGAUGGAAGACCAGCUUAGACGGAGAUACCAGGCUGAGGCAACUGGUCAGGAGAAGUUCUCUCUUCAACAAAUCCAAGAUCUCAUAAUGAAAACAUGUGAAGUUCUUGGUCUCUGGAAGAUAUUAUGUGAGCAUCAGUUCCAUCUAUUAGCAGCUUCUCUAACUGAGGAUCAAAGGAAGCAGUUGAGGUCUAUGACAUUCAAGCAGAUGGUGGUCAGCGGUACUGAGAUAACUGCUGCUAUGAUCACAUGUCUGGUAAAUCGUUACCUUGGAGAUAACGCUACAACAGAUGCCAUCAGUAGUAGGCUGAGGGAAGUGGCGCCAUCUUUGUAUAGUGUGGAAGAUGCAACCUGCUCAAAGGCUCAUGAACUGGUGCAGUCGGCUAAGCUGUUGCAGAACAAAUAUGACAAAGACAAAGUUCUUAAGGAAUCUCUCCAGCUAUACAAAGAAGUUGCCCUUCAACUGGAUCUACAGGUUGUGUGCCAGCAGUAUGUCCAAAUACGUUACUAUGAUGCAAUAGUGGAUCUCUGUAUAACAGCUGCUAAUAAACGAGACCCACAGAAUUUAGCUUUGCAUUAUUAUCGCAAUGGGGAGCCACCCGAGGACACCCAAGGGAUGCAGGCAUUCAUCAUCAGGAGGGAGAGUUACAGAUUUAUCACUGAGUUAUUGGGUUACUUCCUGAAUACAAGCGCAGCCCAUCCAUACGCCUCCAAUGUUCCUGUCACCCCUGGGCCUCCCCCUCUACCUGACCCCAACAUGCUUUCUGCGGUAGAAGCUGAAAAGUUUACAGAGGAUGUUCUGAGGAUGAUUCUGAAGUCCACAGAUGAGAUGUUACAUGUGGCCCUGUAUGACUGGCUCAUCAAUAUGGAACUCUCUGAAAAACUACUUGAGAUCCAGUCUCCAUUCCUGGAGCCCUAUCUAAAGCGUGCUGCCACUAUUGAACAGGAUAACUUGGACACAUUAGAUCUUCUGUGGAAGUACUAUGAGAAGACCAAAGAUUAUGCUUCUGCUGCAAAGAUCCUUUCUAAACUUGCAGACAGACAAUGCAUAGAUAUCAACCUCCAACAGAGAUUAGAGUAUCUCUCUAGAGCAGCUAUGUCAGCCAAGAGUUCCACUCUAAGAACAACUUCAUCCACUCAGGGAGAAUUCCUGCAUGAACUUGAAGAAAAGAUGGAGGUAGCCAGGAUUCAGCUGCAGAUAUUUGAUGCUCUGUCAAGGAGAGGAGAUGCAAAUAAGAUACAAGAUACUUUAUCACGUCUUAAUUCAGAGCUCCUUGAUAUCACUACAUUGUAUGGGGAGUUUGCAGAUCCAUUUGACCUAUCAGAGAGUAAGCUAGCCAUCAUCCUGUGUGCUGGUCAUCAUGACCCGAGUCUAGUAGAUGCCCUCUGGCAAGAUAUCAUAGAAAAAGAGCUUGAACUGACUAUUGGUAGCCCAGUUAACACGAGGAUGGCAACAUUAGGGAGAAAGAUCAUCAGCCUAGGAAAGAUAUAUGCUGCUACAGAGAGAUAUUUUCCUGUCCCUUUCCUGGUGAAGUACCUUGAAAGAAAGAGUUGUGAGGGUGGCUUUGACCAGAAAUGGGUGUUCACGAUAAUGCAAGACGUAGGAAUCCCCCUUACAAAACUACAGGAGAUCUAUGAUAGGAUGUUCAAGUCAAAGGAUCCAUGCUGGCAGGCUGCCAAGAAGCCACUUCAUCUAAUGGGCGUGAUCUACCAUCUUCUGGCCUCCUUCACUGAGGCACCAGCUGUUGUCCCUUCAUAUGAAAGGAGACAGUUCACCACGAUAUGCCUGGACACUUUAGCCAGCUAUCUAGUAGAACUCCAUGCUAUGAGCAGCACAGACCCAACAGUGCGCAAAUACACUACAGAUUUCAAAGGACUCCAAGCAAAAUUAGAACGAUUAUUAUGAGAAUUUACCCAAAUCUGACUAUUAAAAGUAUUGUUUUAUAUUUUUGUAUAGGCCUAGAAGUCAAAUACAUGUGACUUCAACAAUAUUUGAUGCAAUCAUGUAUAACUGAAAUUCAGGAACUGACAAAGGUGCGUUUUAUAGUUGGCCUUCAUUCUCACAAAUGGAGCCAGAGCUAGCUCUUGGUGGGACCAGUAUACUGCUUUUUUUUUUUUUUUUAAUUUUUUUAUAUUUACUGCUUUAAGCAUGUUAAAUGGAUUAAAAGUUAAUUAUAAGGCCUGAAAAUCGAAGUAUUAAUUAAGCCUUGAAAUGAUAUGUUCGGAUAGGAAGGCUUUUAUCAUCAUAAUAAAAAAAUAAAUGAAGUAU
Messenger RNA from Owenia fusiformis, 4575 nucleotides. The record is from the annotation of a GenBank genome assembly. NCBI's taxonomy places the organism in Eukaryota, Metazoa, Annelida, Polychaeta, Sabellida, Oweniidae.